Molecule: messenger RNA, 477 nt
Organism: Penicillium daleae
Lineage: Eukaryota; Fungi; Ascomycota; Eurotiomycetes; Eurotiales; Aspergillaceae
Product: alginate lyase family protein
Exons: 1
Coding region: 1-477 (158 amino acids)
Cellular component (GO): periplasmic space
Molecular function (GO): lyase activity
Source: RefSeq, a predicted model, not a curated record
AUGCAAAUCACCGCCCUUGCCCUCUUCACCGGCAACCAUUCUCUUGCACUCAGUAAGGUGAAACUCGCAAAGGACUUUAUCAAUAACCAAGUGACAUCUAAUGGCUCCCAACCCCAAGAGCUUGCUCGUACGCGGAGUUUCCACUACUCCAACUUCGAUCUCACCGCACACCUACGCUGGGCAUUAAUCGCACGGAAACUGGGAGUCGACUUGUUCAAAUUCAAAGGCCCACAGGGUCAGACGCUGUUCAAGGCGGUGAACUUCCUGGUGCCGGCGGCGACCGGGGGCGCGGGUGAUUGGGAGUAUCCGGAGCUGCAGUUUACACAGUAUGCAGCAACGGAUAAUAUCCAUGCAGCGGCGCAGGAGGGCGAUCUUACGGCAGAGGUGGCGGUCAAGAAGUUGUUGCCCCCUCCUGGCGGUGAUAUCUUUGUGUUGAGGCCGGCGCCGCAGCAGUUGGACAAUAUCAAUACCACUUGA